AUGGCCCAACUCCAGAAUAUACCUAGGGAACUUGUAGAUAUGAUUGCGGAUGAACUUCGCAGCAACUCUCGGGCUUACAAGGCUUUGGAUAACCUCUCUAGGACAUGCCAAUCACUACGAUUGUCUGCUCAGAAGGUACUGCACCAGCAUGCAGUUAUUGACAUAUUGGAUUUCCAAGAUGAGGAACAUCACGAACUACGCGGCUGGAGCCGUCUGGGCUGUUUUGCUCGUACUCUACUGGAGCGGCCCGACCUCGCGCACACAGUGAAAACGCUGAAUAUCUCGAUCACAACAAGAACGAUCGGACACAAGCGCAUCUGCUGGCAGUUCAAGGAAGAAAUGGGUUAUGACUUCUAUGACUGCGAUUGGGACAAUAUCACGGAGCUUUGCGCAGACUUCCUCGAGAUGACAAGCUUCUCUACUGGGCUAGAGUUCAAUGAUGCUAUGUGGAUGCAAGAUAUCCGUAAGGGGGAGCAGCUUGCCAUUCUUGGAGUUGUACUCGCAUGUACUCCUAAUCUUCAGACCCUGGCCAUGGAUAGGUGGAAAAGGCGCAGGGAAUUUGAAAGCGGAUAUCAGUUGGAACCUGGACACAUCACAUUCCAGCAGAUGUUCGGCAAUAUCAGCGGCGCCAACAAUUUCUCCAUUUCCUGGAUUCCAGGAUUAGCGAACGUUAAUUCGUUAUCCGCAAACUGCCUCCUUCCAAUACAACUCGUCACUCUCCCGAAACUCACCCUCUUGGAGUUUGGACUGCAAGAUCGGCAGUUCGAUCUCGUGCCCAGGACUAUACAGAUACUACAGUCAUCCAAAACUAAUGGCGCUGUCCCGCCGUUGAAUCGUAUGAGGGUUCUGUUGGAUGUAGACUGUCUCAACAAAAUUGUACUACCAGUGGAAGAAGAUAUGGGCCAGGACAUGGACGAUGAAGUAGAUGAUAACAUCUACCGUUACAUGCAACAACUUCCUGAUCAGCUACCCAAUCUCAGUUGUCUUGACCUUUUAAUCGAACCGAUCCUGAGAGAUUCCUAUAACUGGGCUCGCAAUGUUUGGUGUGGAAGCUACGAUUGUCUUGUAGCGAAACUCACCUGUCAUAACAUCAAAACUCUUAAGAUCGACACUUCUGAAAUCUCCAAAAGCACGGUUCCGAUGUAUAACGACGAUGGUUUCCGUAUCCAAGGCACUAUUCGAUGGGCUCAGCAACUUAGGCCAAUUCAGUCCUUGACUAACUUUACCAAGUUACGUAAGAUUGUCGCUGCUCAGGAAGCAUUCUUCUCGGUUGAUGAAGAGUUCUUCGUCUGCAAGUUGCCCUCCUCCAUCGAGGAAAUUGGUAUCAUCGAAACGACAGGUGCCGUUGAUCGGUGGCUAAAACAUUUACUUGCUAACAUCUGGGCCUACCCGAACCUCAAGGUCAUCAAGCUUUGGGCAGGACGGGGACAAUAUACGAAGUUCAAGCAUGACCUAUGCGAUGGUCACUUUGAUUGGGAUCAGCGCCUGGGCAAUGUGCGUGAUCACCAAUGGCAAGAUGAAGAAUUCAACGAUGGCGAAGAGGGAACUGGUCAAAACGAUACUAAAUUGAGCCCAGCAUCUUCCUUGCUACCGCAGUGGAAGAAAGACUUUGUCGAUGCGUCUAGAGAUCACAGCAUCUGGCCUAGUCUACAAGCUGCCGGUGUUGAACUGGAACGGAAGUAUCGAUAUUACGCAACAUACCAGAGCUAUGCGUGGACGGACCUUUAA
Molecule: messenger RNA, 1728 nt
Organism: Cucurbitaria berberidis CBS 394.84
Lineage: Eukaryota; Fungi; Ascomycota; Dothideomycetes; Pleosporales; Cucurbitariaceae
Exons: 1
Coding region: 1-1728 (575 amino acids)
Source: RefSeq, a predicted model, not a curated record